CUCGUUUUAUAAGGUAGCAAAAUAUUAAGUGAUAGUCUAAAAACUCUAGUGACUGAAACCAAGUUUUAUUUCGCUAGUUUUCCUUAAAGUAAGUCAAAUAAUGGCGAGCCUUGGUAAUUUCGUUGUAACUUACGGCCUAUUAGCGGGAGUUUUCUUGGUUUUGAUGUGGGCGUUGUACAAUAAACAUAAAACUGCAAAGAAACGAAUCUUUGCUUUCCUUGUUAGUCGGUAUAUGGCACCAUCUUUAGUCAAGAAGUUGCAUGUUUUUAAGCAAAAACUAUUUUCUGAUAUGAACACCAUGGUUUCUUGUGAUCCACGCUUGAAAACACAGGGACAAGGUAUGAUUCGAGUCUUGGAGAUUGGUGUUGGUUCUGGUACAAAUCUGGAGUAUUAUACAUCGGGAUGCAAACUCAUAUCUGUCGAACCUAACCCGUAUUUUGAAACCCAUUUUAAAAAGAAUAGAGAACAAUUUUGCCAUGUCGAAGUGGAACAGUUUGUGACUGCUAUGGCCGAAAACAUGGCCGAAAUACCGGACAAGAGCGUAGACGCCGUCGUGUCAACACAUGUACUAUGUUCUGUGACGGAUAUUAUGGGCGCCCUUCAUGAGAUCAAGAGAGUACUUGUACCUGUAAGUAGUAAAAACAAGAAAAAAUACUUAUGA
This is a messenger RNA of Limulus polyphemus (Atlantic horseshoe crab), 661 nucleotides long. Its product is annotated as methyltransferase-like protein 7B. The record is from RefSeq and is a predicted model, not a curated record. The transcript has a single exon. NCBI's taxonomy places the organism in Eukaryota, Metazoa, Arthropoda, Merostomata, Xiphosura, Limulidae. Gene Ontology annotation, molecular function: S-adenosylmethionine-dependent methyltransferase activity. The coding region runs from base 101 to 661 and encodes 186 amino acids.